AUGCCAUCACACAACCUCCCCGUCCCACCCCAACACCAACCCGUCCGCCCACCACCCUCCAACUUCGACUCCUCCGCCCGCCGCGAGUCAAUCGGCCGCGUCAUGAAUUUUGUCGUCUUCGCCGUCCUCCCACCCCGCUUACCCGACGGCAUGGUCGCGCCACCCACCGGCUUGGGCCCAGCAGAUGCCAUGGGCUGGGACGAGCGGUUGAACUGGACGCACAACGAAAAGGUCGACAGCGAAGCCGACGGCCAACCAUCUCAGCGCCGCAAAUCCUCAAUAUGGCGCAAACUCGCCCCAACAACGCAACGCACCCGUCGCGGCACCGACUCCAACAACGGCGGAAGCGAACUGCCACCGUUCCAAUUCAAGCAGGUGCCCUAUGAUGUAUGGCGGAAACACUACGCCAAGGACGCCCAGGGAAUGUAUCGCGGCACGCAUGCGCCUGCGGAAGACUGCUUGCUCAAGCCUGAAGACGUGGCUAAGUGGCGGCUGGAGGCGCCGAAGACCAAGGCGGAUUUAUGGACUAGGGGAAGCGAGGCGUUGCCGGUUUAUGGGGAGGUCAGGGCUGAGGAGGGGGUGCCGGAGUAUGAUGGGUUGGAUGCGCCUGCUUAUGACGCGGAUGCGGCUACGGCGCUAAGGCAAGCGAGUGGAGAGCCGACUGUUGAUGCGCCGCUAGAAGAUGCGCAGAGGAACGGCAGUACUGCUAGCGCUUUGAGUGCGACGUUCAGCCAUGGUGGCUCGGGUUCGGGCGUGCCUAUUCCGGAACAUCAUGCGGAGCACGAUGGAGGGUACGGAGAGGAGAGCAUGAUGCGGCCACCUGCGAGGGAGUACUCGGCGGUACAACAGCAGCUGGGUCAGCCACAUCACUUAGCUGCGCCAGAGCAGCAGCGACAGUCACAGUCAAUCACGCAGCUGCCGCAACAACAAGAGCAAAAGAAGAUCAUCGCGAACGGCAUGACGGCGGAGCAGAUCAUCGCGGCGGAGAAGGAGAAGAAUGCGAACAAGCCAAAGGGGAAUAUGAGCUGGAAGCAGAGGGUGAAGAAGGGCACGGAGUGGGCUAUGAUGGGCGCGAGCUGA
Molecule: messenger RNA, 1080 nt
Organism: Cyphellophora attinorum
Lineage: Eukaryota; Fungi; Ascomycota; Eurotiomycetes; Chaetothyriales; Cyphellophoraceae
Exons: 2
Coding region: 1-1080 (359 amino acids)
Source: RefSeq, a predicted model, not a curated record